CAUUGCUCUAUAUUUAUUAUUAAUUCGUUAAAUGUGCAAAAAGUCCUGUUUUUAUUAAUCAUAGUAAUUCAAUCUUAAUUAUUCUUCUUUCUAUCAUAAAAUGAUGGAACAUAAUUUUCCUUUAUUGAAAAAUGAUAGAAUUCUUCGGGCAGCUAAAGGUGAGGAAGUUGAUAAAAUUCCAGUUUGGAUAAUGAGACAGGCUGGUAGAUAUUUACCAGAAUUUAGAGAAUUAAGAUCAAAACAUGAUUUUUUCACAAUUUGCCAAACACCAAAGCUUGCCUGUGAAAUUACACUUCAGCCAAUAAAAAGAUUUGAUUUAGACGCUAGUAUUAUAUUUUCUGAUAUUUUGGUUAUUCCUCAAGUAAUGGGAAUGAUUGUGGAAAUGAAACCUGGUGUUGGUCCUGUAUUGCCAAAUCCACUUUUAGAUCCAACACAUUUGUCAAGAUUAAUUUUACCAAAUGUUGAAACUGAUCUAAAAUAUGUUGGAGAUGCAAUAACACUAACUCGUCAUAAACUUGAAGGAAAAGUUCCUUUAAUUGGAUUCUCUGGAGCUCCAUGGACAUUAAUGUGUUAUAUGAUAGAAGGAGGUGGAAGUUCCAUGAUGUCGAAAGCUCGUCCUUGGCUUUACAAAUAUAGAGAAGAUUCUCACAAGUUAUUGCAAAUGAUCACAAACGUUAUUAUUGAUUAUCUUGUGUUACAAGUUAAAGCAGGAGCACAAUUGCUUCAAGUAUUCGAAAGCAAUGGAAAUUUUCUCAAUCUAGAACUCUUCAAAGAAUAUUCCUUUAAAUAUUUAAAACAAAUCAGCGAGAAAGUUAAAGAAAAAUUGGAUGCUGAAAAUAUUCCAAAAGUUCCAAUGAUUGUAUUUCCAAAAGGAGCCACUUUAGAUUCAUUGGAAUUAUUGGCGAAGGAUCAAUGUUAUGAUGUAAUAGGUCUUGACUGGACUGUAAAUAUUCAGGAAGCCAGAGAACGAUUAGGAAAUAAUGUUACUUUACAAGGAAAUAUGGAUCCUUGUGCGAUGUUUGACACUAAGGAAAAUGUUUUAAAUCGUGCAACCGAAAUAGGCAAAAAUUUUGGUAAACAUCGCUACAUUGCCAAUUUAGGUCAUGGUAUUUUGCCAGAGACUCCAAUAACGUCUGUAGAAUCAUUCAUUGCAGGUGUUCAUAGUAUUUAAUUAUAAAAAAAAAACCUUGUUACUAUUUUUUUUUUUGACAUUUUAGUACUUCAUUGUAAUUUUAAUAUAUUUUAUAAAAAAUUUUCAAUUUUAA
Molecule: messenger RNA, 1265 nt
Organism: Leptopilina boulardi
Lineage: Eukaryota; Metazoa; Arthropoda; Insecta; Hymenoptera; Figitidae
Gene: Urod
Product: uroporphyrinogen decarboxylase
Exons: 7
Coding region: 101-1171 (356 amino acids)
Biological process (GO): heme biosynthetic process
Cellular component (GO): cytosol
Molecular function (GO): uroporphyrinogen decarboxylase activity
Source: RefSeq, a predicted model, not a curated record